Messenger RNA from Symbiodinium necroappetens, 180 nucleotides. Lineage: Eukaryota; Dinophyceae; Suessiales; Symbiodiniaceae. The record is from the annotation of a GenBank genome assembly.
GAACGCAGGGCGCGGCCCAUGCGGCCCAAGCGCAGCGCGAGCUUGAACCGAAGCAGCUUGUCCCUGCAUUCCCUGGCCGCAGAGGAGGCGCCAGCGCCGGCGCCAUCGGCUUCGCGCCGAAUGACGAAGGGAAGUUGGAUGCGAAACCGGAGCCAAAUCUCGCUCCAUGGUUAUCCUCAG